Molecule: messenger RNA, 624 nt
Organism: Cornus florida
Lineage: Eukaryota; Viridiplantae; Streptophyta; Magnoliopsida; Cornales; Cornaceae
Product: norbelladine synthase-like
Exons: 2
Coding region: 12-557 (181 amino acids)
Biological process (GO): abscisic acid-activated signaling pathway; defense response
Cellular component (GO): cytoplasm; nucleus
Molecular function (GO): abscisic acid binding; protein phosphatase inhibitor activity; signaling receptor activity
Source: RefSeq, a predicted model, not a curated record
UAUGACUUGGGAUGAACAAGGUUAGUAGUACAGAAUACCAAAACAAGCAUAUCACAACCCACCAGGAAGAGAUUAGAAAAAUGUUUGGUGCAGUUUCAGAAGAGAUUGAAGUGAAAGUUUCAGCCACAGAAGCAUGGCAACUCUACGGAACGCUUCGGCUAGCAAAGCUCCUUGAAGAAGAACUCACUGAUGACAUUCACAAAGUUGAGAUUAUACAUGGUGAUGGAGACGUGGGCACAAUUGUCAAACUAACAUUUCCACCAGAAUUAGGAACGUCGGAUUUUUCUUAUUACAAGGAGAAAAUUACAAAGAUUGAUGAUGAGAAGCGAGUGAAAGAAGCGGAAGCGAUUGAAGGAGUUUAUAUUGAUGUAGGAUUUAGUCUGUUUAGGGUUCGGUUUGAAGUGACAGAGAAAAGUGAGAAUUCAUGCAUAACAAAGACUACAAUUGAGUACGAAAUCAAGGAAGAGGCUUCUGCUAAUACUUCACUUGUUAGUAUUGAGCCAAUGGUGAAACUUAUGGAAGUCGCAGCCAAUUAUCUCGUCAAAAAUAAAAAAUAAAUUGUGAUACGCAUUUAUCAAUGUUAUAAAAUAAAUUGAAAUGUGUCUGUUUGCUUUUAUCUAUAAA